CUCUCUUUUACUGAGAAAUCUAUCUAGUCAUUUCCUGUGCAAGCCCUUCUUCACUUUGCAAAAAGCUAUACAGUUGAGUAAAUAAUAACAGUCAGCGGUUAUCUCUUCUCACAGGCAGCCUGGAUUCUCUCAUGGACCACCACCAACCAGAAGUUCAAUGCUGCACCAUCAGAAGAAUGCUAAUAUGAGCGUGGUCUUCUCUGCAGAAGAAGAGGGCUCUCACCCAUGGAUGUAAAUGACUUGGGGUCUGCUUUCAUGCUUAUUAACACUUACUUGACUUGGUUUCUACGAAGAGAUUAUUUAACCUCUGAAGGAUCAGUUGGGAUCCCCCGUCAGAUCAGUUCUUGGGUGGAGCUUGCAGCAACUUGGGGGUCUUUUUUUUCAAGAACCAUCUUGCUCUUGCUUUUAAACCAGACAUUCUGUCUGUAAAAGACUGACAGUAAAUAACUCUCUUGAGCGCUGUGGAGAAAUGGAAACUGCAGCUGAGAAAUGAUUUGGGGGAAAGGAAGACAGAAAACCACAAGCAAACUAUUAUGGAAGUACAAAUAACCCUCUGAAGGAUUGACGAAUGUACCAGCUAUGGAGUCUGGCUGUAGUCCCAGCAAGGGAGAUUUCUCUUCAGAGAAAAUCUGUUAACCAUUUGGAGGGAGUACAUGCGAAUAAGACGGAGUUAUUAAGCUCUGGUUCAGGUUUAGUCUCCCUGUGGGGAACGUCUGGUGAUCUGCAAGACAAUCUCUGCUAGAAAUGGAUAACUUCACAAAUGGGCAGCCAGGCCCGGGUCAGCGGAACAGGCUGAUGGGAUUGCUAGAAACAGAUGACAGUAUCCCUGAAGAUAAACCUACAUCAAGUAAAAAGGAUGAAAGAUCAGGGCUACAUGGGAAGAAAGGAGAGCCACAGCCCUUGGAGACACCUUAUCAAAAGGAAAGCAGUGACUUCCCUCCUAAAGUCAUGAUUAAUCUGAACUAUCGGCCUGGACUUGUCAGCAACCAGAAGGACCCCAAUCGCUUUGACAGAGACAGGCUGUUCAGCGCAGUCUCCAGGGGCAGCCCCGAGGCACUGAACGGCUUACUUGAGUACUUGAGGAGGACCUCAAAAUUUCUCACCAAUUCUGAAUACACAGAUGCAAAGACGGGGAAGACCUGCUUAAUGAAAGCCCUGCUGAAUUUAAAAAAUGGAAAAAAUGACACAAUCCCACUGUUGCUGGAAAUAGACCAAAAGACACAGAAUCCCAGGCCACUCGUCAAUGUGGCAUGCUCUGACUGCUACUACAGAGGCCAGACAGCACUCCAUAUUGCAAUAGAGAAAAGGAGCCUGGACUUAGUGAAACUUCUGGUAGAGAAUGGAGCUGAUGUCCAUGCCAGAGCCCAUGGCGAAUUCUUCAGGAAGAAGAAAGAGGGAGUUUGCUUUUAUUUUGGUGAACUUCCCCUCUCCUUGGCUGCUUGUACCAACCAGCUUGAUGUGGUGGAAUAUCUUCUAAACAACCCUCACCAAAAAGCCAGGCUCCAGGAGCAAGACACACUGGGCAAUACAGUCCUGCAUGCCCUGGUGAUGAUUGCAGAUGACACUGAGGAGAACACCAAGUUUGUGAGCACAGUAUACGUUGAGAUCUUGAAGGCAGGUGUGAAGCUUGACCCAACAUGGAAACUGGAAGAGAUAGUGAAUUAUGAUGGAUUAAAUCCUCUACAGCUUGCUGCCAAGACAGGCAAAGUAGAGAUCUUCAAACACAUCAUCCAAAGAGAGAUCAAAGACCCAGUGUACAGGCACCUGUCACGCAAGUUCACCGAAUGGACAUAUGGGCCCAUCCACGUCUCCCUCUAUGACUUGUCCUCUCUAGACAGCUUUGAGGAAAACUCUGUGCUGGAGAUUCUGGCAUACAGCAGUGACACGCCAAAUCGGUACAAGAUGGUGGUUUUGGAGCCACUGAACAAAUUGCUCCAGCAAAAGUGGGAAACAUUUGCUUCCAAGAGAUUCUACUUCAGUUUUAUCUCAUACUUGUCAUUCAUGAUCAUAUUUACAGCCAUUGCCUACUAUCAGCCCUUACGGGUAAAGCCUUCAUUUCCAGUGGAGUUCACAGCCGGAGGCUUCCUGUGGGUCUCUGGACUGAUCAUUAUCUUGCUAGGAGGCAUUUAUCUAAUUUUUGCUCAGAGUCUGUACCUGCGGAGGAGACGCCAGUCCCUGAAGACUAUGUGUUCUGACAGCUGUAUUGAGAUCUUGAUCUUCAUCCAGGCUUUCUCCUUGCUGUUGUCAGCAGUCCUGUACGGUGCAAGCUCAGAAAACUACGUGGCAGUGAUGGUGUUCUCCCUGCUUUUGGGAUGGGUGAACAUGCUGUAUUACACUCGGGGCUUUCAGCGCACCGGGAUUUACAGUGUCAUGAUACAGAAGACUAUCCUGAGAGAUCUGCUGCGUUUCCUCUUGGUUUAUAUGAUCUUCCUCUUUGGCUUUGCUGCAGCUUUGGUUACCCUGAUGGGGGAUGCUCCUUCACUGUCUCAGAACAAGUCUGUUGCUCAGAUGGAGAAUGCUGGAAGCCAUGCUAUGUAUGGGGGGCUGCUCAGCGUCUCCCUGGAGCUCUUCAAGAUCACCAUUGGGAUGGGUGACCUGGAUUUCCAGGAACAUGCCAGAUUCAGAUACUUCGUCAUGCUUCUGCUGCUGCUUUUCGUGAUCCUCACUUAUGUUCUUUUGCUCAACAUGCUGAUUGCGCUCAUGAGUGAGACUGUCACUGAUAUUUCUGGUGAUAGCAAAAGUGUCUGGAAGCUGCAGAGGGCUAUUGCUAUUCUGGAAAUAGAGAAGGCCUGGUUGUGGCGCCAAGGUGGGAAGAGGAGAUCUGGCUGCUUUAUGUCAGUGGGCCUCAAUAAGAAAGAUGAGAGGUGGUGCUUCAGAGUAGAGGAAAUUAAAUGGACAAAUUGGGCAAAGGAGGUGGGAGUUCUUAAGGAGGACCCUGGAAACACCAGUGAUUCAGAAAUAAAUCCAGAAGAGACAAGAUCAAGGAAACAGGUGACACAGAAACAACUGAGAUCAGCUGUUUCAGAGGAGCAGUCACUACUGCAGCCCCAGCUAUCAGCAACUGAGAUGAUGCCUCUAGAGGGACAAACCAGAAAUCUUUAGCGUCUUCAAAGGAGUAGUCUUCCUAUAGCAGCUUGAAGAAUUGAAGGCAUUGCCAGUAUUAAAGUGCAUUUCACCGAAGACUGUGGUUCAGCCUGUGGCUUUAAGUGUUUUCAAGCACUUUAAUUAUGAAUUUCCUCUGAAGAAGCCAUUUUAUCUCAACCUUCUCUGCCUGACACUUUCUUAUUACUAUGUUUAAAGGUGCAAGAGCAAGAUCAUAGUGGCAGUGGGGAGUGGCCUUUGGGAGGGCAGUGCUUUGUCAGCUGCAUAGAAAUAAUGCUGUUUGCCAUAAACAAGUGAAGGAUGGAGUUGACCUGCCUAAGAACAGGUUGAUUUUUUCUUUUGUCACAAGAGACUGCACUGAAGUGCUUUGGAAUAAAAAGUAUUUUAGAGGCAUAAAGAGUUACCAACGAUGUAGCUGGUUUCUGUGCAAAACACUACUGGUGUGAGAUGUGAGUGGACAAAUACUCUAGCUUCAGUCAUCAAGAGCCAUACUAAAUCUUUGUCUUAAUACCUACUAAAA
This is a messenger RNA of Anas platyrhynchos (mallard), 3622 nucleotides long. NCBI's taxonomy places the organism in Eukaryota, Metazoa, Chordata, Aves, Anseriformes, Anatidae. The record is from RefSeq and is a predicted model, not a curated record.